Phyllostomus hastatus (greater spear-nosed bat) is the source of this 5491-nucleotide messenger RNA. It is a transcript of the gene TOM1L2, whose product is annotated as target of myb1 like 2 membrane trafficking protein. Bases 180 to 1709 code for a protein of 509 amino acids. Gene Ontology annotation, biological process: signal transduction. The record is from RefSeq and is a predicted model, not a curated record. NCBI's taxonomy places the organism in Eukaryota, Metazoa, Chordata, Mammalia, Chiroptera, Phyllostomidae. Gene Ontology annotation, molecular function: phosphatidylinositol binding; clathrin binding; ubiquitin binding. Gene Ontology annotation, cellular component: membrane; endosome. The transcript has 16 exons.
GGAGGGCUGCGGACAUCCCGGCAGCUGAAAGGGUACCUGGGCCGCUUCCGUGCUGUCCGUCUAAGAUGGAGUUCCUCCUAGGGAACCCGUUCAGCACACCAGUGGGGCAGUGCCUCGCUCUGAGGACAGUCCAUGGCACAUCUCAGGUCCUGCGACCUUGAGUAAAUGGCACGGGGACCAUGGAGUUUUCCUUUUGCCUUAAAGUUCCAGAGAAAACUGCCUCGCAGUGGUCUGCAGAAAAGGCCACAGAUGGCUCCUUGCAGAGUGAGGACUGGACGCUGAACAUGGAGAUCUGUGACAUCAUCAAUGAGACAGAUGAAGGGCCAAAGGAUGCCAUUCGAGCCCUGAAGAAGCGGCUCAACGGGAACAGGAACUACAAAGAAGUGAUGCUGGCAUUAACAGUGCUGGAGACAUGUGUGAAGAACUGUGGCCACCGCUUCCAUGUCCUUGUGGCCAACCGAGAUUUCAUUGACAGUGUUCUGGUCAAAAUCAUCUCUCCCAAGAACAACCCUCCUACCAUUGUACAGGACAAGGUGCUCGCUUUGAUUCAGGCAUGGGCAGAUGCCUUUCGAAGCAGUCCUGACCUCACCGGCGUCGUGCAUAUAUAUGAGGAGCUGAAGAGGAAAGGGGUUGAGUUUCCUAUGGCAGAUUUGGAUGCUCUGUCUCCCAUACACACACCACAGCGGAGUGUCCCUGAAGUGGAUCCAGCUGCCACCAGGCCCAGGUCCCAGCCGCAGCAGAGGACCAGUUCCAGCUCCUACUCCUCGCCUCCUCCUGCUCCCUACUCUGCUCCGCAGGCCCCGGCGCUGAGUGUGAGCGGCCCCAUCACAGCCAACUCAGAGCAGAUCGCCAGGCUGAGGAGUGAACUGGACAUUGUCCGUGGAAACACGAAAGUUAUGUCUGAGAUGCUAACGGAAAUGGUGCCUGGGCAGGAAGACUCGUCCGAUUUGGAGUUGCUCCAGGAGCUGAACAGGACCUGCCGGGCCAUGCAGCAGCGCAUCGUGGAGCUCAUCUCCCGCGUGUCCAACGAGGAGGUCACUGAGGAGCUGCUGCACGUCAACGACGACCUCAACAACGUCUUCCUUAGAUAUGAGAGGUUCGAGCGAUACAGGUCUGGCCGAUUGGUUCCAAAUGCCAGUAAUGGAGUGCUGAACGAAGUGACCGAAGACAACCUCAUAGAUCUGGGGCCGGGGUCUCCAGCCGUGGUGAGCCCAAUGGUGGGGAGCACGGCACCCCCAUCUUCCCUCUCAUCCCAGCUUGCUGGCUUGGACUUGGGGACCGAGAGCGUCAGUGGCACCCUCAGUUCACUCCAGCAGUGUCACCCUCAUGAUGGCUUUGACAUGUUUGCCCAAACAAGAGGGAACUCCUUGGCCGAGCAACGCAAGACGGUUACCUACGAGGAUCCCCAGGCUGUUGGAGGACUUGCCUCUGCCCUAGACAGUCGGAAACAGAUCUCCGAAGUGAUCCCCGUUGCGCAGCCCUCUGUCAUGGACGACAUUGAGGUGUGGCUCAGGACGGACCUGAAAGGCGAUGACCUGGAAGAGGGCGUCACCAGUGAAGAGUUUGAUAAAUUCCUUGAAGAAAGAGCCAAAGCUGCUGAAAUGGUUCCCAACCUUCCCUCACCCCCUGUGGAGGCCCCAGCCCCGGCCUCCAACGCCCCCGGCCGAAAGAAGUCCGAGCGAUCAGAGGACGCCCUCUUCGCCCUGUGAGCUGGUCUUCGGUUUGGCUCGGCGGAUGGCAGGUCCCUCUUAUCUCUAGCCACUGGCCCCUCCUCCUGUCCCCAGCCCCCACAAGGCCCUAUGGCCCUGCACUGCUGUCUCCAUGGAAAUGCCGCUGUAUUUGCUUCCAGGCCUCCCACUGGUCAGGACAGCUUUAGCCACCUUUUCUCUAGGUGGUAGGUGGUGGGACAGUAUCGCUGUGGCUGGAGGGGCCCCUCCCACCCACAGGCCCCCUCUGCUCAUGGUCCCUUCCAGGAGAAUCAGACAGUAGGGCCCAGCCUCAGGCAAGGUCACCUGCCCACAGAGAAUGGGGUCAGACCCUGGCCUCUUUCUCCAUAUGCCCCUGCCCCUUCCCUGGCUCAGUAGGUCUCAGUCUGGCCUGCUCUCCCCGCCCCUCUGUUUCAGAAAGGGCUUGUCUGCACCUGCAGGCUCCAUCUCCCUUCUGGGCACGUGUCACCUGGUGGCAUGUGGCAUGCUUUGCACUUUAGAAGGCUCUGUGGGGUGCCUCUGCAUGACGGCUCUCCUCUUGAACCUCUCUUUGGGACUUAGCAGCUGAGCCUGGGACCAGUGGCCCCUCUGGCCCCGCACAUUGCUGGCAUCGGGGGAGGGCAGGCCUGCCGAUUAGCAAACACUACCGAAAACCAAACUGCCCACACUACAUGCUCCCUCCUUCCACUGCCGUCUGUGGAGGGCUGCCCAGGAGGCCUUGCUCUGUGGGUUUGUGAGCAUGCUGUGCGGGGGGGCUUCAGCCUGGUCCAUGGCAGCCUCCGAGCCACUGCCUGUGGGGCCCAGCCGCAGACAACUUUGUGCCAUGCUUGGAUCCAAAGCAAAAGUAAGGUCUCUGUUCUCCUUGGCAUGGGCCUGGGCCUUCUCCACAGGCUGUUCUGGCAUCCUGAUCUCCUCCCACCCUAGGUGCCCCAAGGCCACAGAUUUAUAUUCUCUCUCCAAGCCAACCGAGACGGCUGACAGCCUGGGUUUGCCAGGGCCCGUGACACCUGCUUCCAUCCUGAGCCCUGGCUGCCAUGUCUCUGGCUGUGGGCGAGGUGCUCCGGGCUCAGCCCAAGCCAGCUUCCGCCUGACCCCUGCCUGUGCUGCUGCUGCCACCCCAAAACAAACAGGCUGUACAGUGGCUCUGCACCAUCCCGUGGUCUCUGGGACCCAGGCUGGUGCUUCGGCCUGCACUGCCCAAGUGUCAGGGGCAGGCCGGGCCAGGCUGCACGUGCUCCCACUCCACCACGAGGUCAGCCUUUCCCGCCUAGUGGCCAUGCGGGAGGAGGAGCUAGGCCGAUGCAGGUGAGUGCCGCGGGCUCUGGAGAGGAGGUCAGCCAGCCGAGGGCCGAGGCCGCCAUGCUGAACCCCCAUGGGCGCAAUUCUGGUGGCAGCAAGGUGCUGCGCACCCCAGAGCCCCAGGCCCAGCCUAGCACCAUGGCAGCUUCCUCCGGAAAGGAGGCUUUGGGAUCCAGCUGGGGUCCACCUGGCAGGACCAGCUAGAGACGUCACGCUGCAGGUCCUCAGAGGACACCCAGGGAGCAGCCAGGAGCUCUGCCAGCCCUCCACUCUCCCUCGCCCUGGCCCUGGCCAGCCCAUACCUCUCCUCACAUUCCCUGAGGGCAGAGGCCCUGAGGCCAGCCUGGGCAUUAACAUGUCUGAAGUCCGAAGGCUUGACCUGAGCUUCAGAGAAGGUGGCUGGGGUGGCAGUCAUACCCAGCAACCCCAGGGAGCAUCCCCAGCCUUUUCUUGCUGAUGGUCAGGGCUCGCCUUUUCUAGUGUGCCAGCCCGUUGCUGUGGGCAGCCGGGCAUCAGGUGGGCAGUCCUGCAGGAGCUGCAGCCCCAUGGCAGCCAUCCAGUGUGCUGCAACAGAAGAGCCAGCCUCCACCUCUUGUGGGAGAGAAAGUCUUCACAGACCAGAGUCUGAGGGGAGAGCAGGCUCCUGGCACCAAUUGCAGCCGAAGCCUGCUUCUGCCUUGGGAGACCCCAGCACAGCUGCUUCUAAUGCAUACCGGCUAUCCAGAGCUGCCCCCAGCUCUGCUGGGUAGCAGGGCUUGGUGGACUCCUGUGGGCUGGUAAGAAGGCAUUGCUCCAUACACAGUAGUGUCACCUGCCUUCCCAGCCUGGAGCCACCCCUCCUGCUUACACGUCACCUCCAGAGGCAGUCUGCCCCUGCACUGAAGCAGGUGAUGCAUGCUUGAGGCCUGCACAGGAAGCACGGAUAGGCCCAGGUGCCAGCGAGGGAGAGGGUGCCACUCAGCCCUUCCUGUCCUGAGGCCAUAGGCUCCCUGGACUAAGUCCCCUCCAUAUUCCAUCUGGGAGCAGAGCCCUCAGGCCACCUGCUUAGGACAAGAGCAGAGUCCCCUAGGAGAGUGGGGCCCUCCCAAGCUACCAGCCUCUCCACAAGUGUUAGAAAUCACAGAUAAAGUGUGCACUUAAUGACACUAAAUUAUUUCUGUAAUUCCUUAUAAGCACUAAUUAUACCUGAUUAUAGGUUAAAGUAUUUAUUUUGUCAAAAUAUUUUGUUGGGGACAUGUUUAACCUUUUGUGUGUUCAUUGUGUGCUGAGAUGUGGAACCUAACCAUUUCCCCCACCAGCCUUUCUGGAGGUGGGCUGAAGGGGCGGCGUGAGGUGCAGUCUGACCCAGAGCCCUGGUGGGCCUUUGGCCAGAGUGUCCCUGCCCAGGAUCCCAGGCACCCAGCAGGGACACCAGCUGUCAUCGGCAUGCAUGGGAUGAGGGGUUUGGAGCUAAGAGGGCUUGUUACUGGCCUGGGCUGGGGAGGGGGAGGGGAGUGGUCAUCUUGCCUGCCCUCCUGUCAUCAGCCUCACAGUUAUGAGCCCGCAGUAUGAGUGGCCAUGCUGCCUGCUCUGGCUUAUAACCCUUCCCUUGCUUACUGGGGUCCAUAGCAAGAGGUCCUAGGAGGUGUGGGACCUGUGCUGUCACUCAGCCCCUCAACUGGAAGAGUGGCAGCGAGGUCUCUUGUGGCCACUGGAGAGCUGCAGACACUGGCUCCUCUGGGGUCACUGGGGUAGAUGCCGCCUGCUGCCCCCAUUCUCGCUCCUCCUCUUCCUGCCUCCACUUCCCUAGUUCACCUCUCCGGACAGUGCUAACUCUGUCCAGCCCAGCAUGAAGUGGGGAGGUUCCAGGGAGCUGAGGGCCAGCCAGGGAAAGGUGCCCCAAAGAGCACUAGGCUGGCAGCCUGGCCUCAUGCAGCCUACCGUCUGUCUCCUGUGAGGACCUGGGCUCCUCUUCCCUGUCCACCCACAGGGGAAACAGCCAGCUUCACCAUCCAUGGCUAAGGGUAUGUGUACCUGGAAGAUGCCUCCGUGGUACCCGACUCUCCCGGUGCCUUGCCUGCCCGUGGGGCCCAAGCCAGUCUUCCUCUGUAGCACUGCCCACCUACCCCGACAACUGUCAGCCCCGGGGUCACACUGCUUCUUUCCUGGAAAACCUCCAGGUUCUCCUGGUAAAAGGAGGAUAGAUGUUUAUUUCCUAAAGUUUGCAAUUCAUUUAUGAGGGUUCUCAGGAUUGUUGGGGACUGUUGAGGAAAGGAAUAUGUUGAAUCUGUUGUUCACUCAUCCCCGAGGUCUGGUGUUUCGUCGCUGUCGUGUGUUUCUGCAGGCAGAGCCAGCUCUGGAGGGCAGGUCAGUACACCUGAGGCUCAGCACAACACCAGAGCGCCCGCCCACCCUCUGGCUCUCCUUCCAGAUAGUGUCUCUCGAGUUUGGGUUCUUGCAUGUAAAGUGUUCCACAAUAAACAAACAAACAGCUGGUUCCUCUGUGA